This is a messenger RNA of Dothidotthia symphoricarpi CBS 119687, 1006 nucleotides long. RefSeq lists its product as uncharacterized. The record is from RefSeq and is a predicted model, not a curated record. The transcript is spliced from 2 exons. Lineage: Eukaryota; Fungi; Ascomycota; Dothideomycetes; Pleosporales; Dothidotthiaceae. Bases 85 to 741 code for a protein of 218 amino acids.
GCCCAUCUCGCAGCUUUGAGCUCUGCCUCACCCCACGCAUUCGAGUUCUCAAAUCUACUAAUUCCUAUUGAAUCAACAAUCUCAAUGGCUUCCAAAUGCCCCUCUCCGUCCCUGAGGUCUGCAGACGUCGCGUUGCUGAACGUGACCGAGCUUUUGCACGAGCGAUAUCAGGACGCCCCGACAGACGACUGGGAACGGCUGGUAAAAUGCUGGGGUUAUAACGAUUGCGGUGAUUGCCAUCGGAGUAAGGGUCAUUGUGGAUGGUGUGCUAUCUCUGGAACAUGCCUACCUCUUCCCAAGGAUCGACUGUCCCGCGCAUUUCCCCUACUCACCCCCAUCCGACACAAGAACAUCUGCGCUCUUGGAUCUGAACGCUUCGAGCUUCGUACUUCAGGUCUGGGAUGCCAGGUUUCCACGAUCACGUUCCUGACAGCCAUCGUCACCAUCUUUGCGACAAUCUUCGGACUUCUGGUUUUGUACGGUCUGGUCCAGUUGCUCAAGUGGGUCAGGAUAGCAUUCAACAACGGCGGUUGGAGGAUUCACGAGGACGGAACGGAAGAGAUCUGGGUCAGAAAGGGUGAGAGCUGGGGCAGAUGGUGGAGGCGCCUUGACGGAGAUGAGCGAGAGUUUGAGGUUGAGGAGGUCGAUGGGGGAACGGCGGAGAGGUCAUGGCAUGCGUGGGGCGCUGGAGGGAGGGGACAAAAUGGAUCUGCGGGUGAGAGAAGGUCAUUGCUCGGUUGAGCUGAGGUUGAAAUUGUGGUAUUGAUGCGUUUUAUGCUGGAGUUGAACUUCAAGGGAGGGCACAGGAUCACAUCGGGCUCACCCAGGUUUUCUUUCGGACGGGGCAGGCGUUCUCUUCACCUUUACUCCGCGUAAUUUGAGUUGCGUGAUAUCAAAACAAGACGGUCAAUAGCUCUGGACCCGUGCUGUUUCCCUUACCUUUACCACUUCGCCGCGCUUUGACCGCUUCACUGGCCCAACAGCUUAUAAUUAACAUUUCCGCUUG